Molecule: messenger RNA, 3417 nt
Organism: Eleginops maclovinus (Patagonian blennie)
Lineage: Eukaryota; Metazoa; Chordata; Actinopteri; Perciformes; Eleginopidae
Gene: ppp2r1bb
Product: protein phosphatase 2, regulatory subunit A, beta b
Exons: 15
Coding region: 136-1905 (589 amino acids)
Biological process (GO): protein dephosphorylation
Cellular component (GO): cytoplasm; protein phosphatase type 2A complex
Molecular function (GO): protein binding; protein phosphatase regulator activity
Source: RefSeq, a predicted model, not a curated record
CUUUGCGGUUUUCUCAGCGGCGUCCUGAAGGCAGCAGCAACAGCGCAGUAUCGGAGGAGGGAGGGCCCUGCAGUCGCUCCUCUCAGAAACAGAAACCCCGUAGCACAGCAGCGCCAUUCAAAAACAGUAUCCAAAAUGGCAGGAGCUGAUGGAGACGACUCUCUCUACCCUAUCGCCGUUCUCAUUGAUGAACUGCGAAAUGAGGAUGUUCAGCUUCGCCUGAACAGCAUCAAGAAGCUGUCCACCAUUGCUCUGGCCCUUGGUGUUGAGAGGACUCGCACUGAGCUCCUUCCUUUCCUCACAGACACCAUCUAUGAUGAAGAUGAGGUGCUCUUGGCCUUGGCUGAGCAGCUUGGCAAUUUCACUAUGUUGGUGGGAGGGCCAGAAAAUGUCCAUUGUCUCUUGCCCCCUCUGGAGAGCCUGGCUACAGUGGAGGAGACAGUAGUCAGAGACAAGGCCGUGGAGUCACUGAGGAAGAUCUCCCAGGAGCAUUCUCCAGUUGACCUGGAGGUCCAUUUCGAGCCUUUGGUCAAGCGGCUGGCUAGUGGUGACUGGUUCACUUCUCGCACAUCUGCCUGCGGCCUCUUCAGCGUCUGUUAUCCCCGUGUCUCCAGCACCGUCAAGGCCGAGAUCCGCCAGCAUUUCCGCACCUUGUGCUCAGAUGACACUCCUAUGGUGCGUCGUGCUGCAGCAUCUAAACUGGGGGAAUUUGCCAAAGUCCUGGAGCUUGAUUAUGUGAAAAGUGACAUCAUUUCCCUCUUCACUGCUCUAGCCUCUGAUGAGCAGGACUCUGUGCGGCUGCUCGCUGUGGAAGCUUGCGUCAGCAUUGCCACUCUGCUGCCUCAGGAGGACCUUGAGACCCUGGUGAUGCCAACCCUGCGCCAGGCUGCUGAAGACAAAUCCUGGAGGGUCCGCUACAUGGUUGCCGACAAGUUCUCUGAGCUCCAGAAAGCAGUCGGACCAGAGAUCACCAAGAACGAUCUGGUGCCGGCCUUCCAGAAUCUCCUGAAGGACUGUGAAGCCGAGGUCCGUGCUGCUGCAGCAAACAAAGUCAAAGAGUUCUGUGAGAACCUCCCAGAGGACAGCCGCGAGCAGAUCAUCAUGACUCACAUUCUGCCCUGUGUCAAGGAACUCGUCUCAGACACCAACCAGCACGUGAAGUCUGCCCUGGCCUCGGUCAUUAUGGGCCUUUCUACCAUCCUGGGCAAGGACAACACAAUAGAGCACUUACUACCUCUCUUCCUGGCUCAGCUCAAGGACGAGUGCCCCGAGGUGCGUCUCAACAUCAUCUCCAACCUGGACUGUGUGAACGAGGUGAUCGGCAUCCGUCAGCUCUCCCAGUCUCUGCUGCCGGCCAUCGUGGAGCUGGCAGAGGACGCCAAGUGGAGGGUCCGCCUCGCCAUCAUCGAGUACAUGCCCCUGUUGGCGGGACAGCUGGGAGUCGAGUUCUUUGAUGAGAAGCUCAACACCCUCUGUAUGGCCUGGCUGAUUGAUCACGUGUACGCCAUCCGUGAGGCAGCCACCUGUAACCUCAUGAAGCUGGUGGAGAAGUUUGGAGCCGAGUGGGCUCAGAACACCAUCGUGCCCAAAGUGUUGGGCAUGGCCAACGACCCCAACUACCUGCACAGGAUGACCACUCUGUUCUGCAUCAACGCUCUGUCAGAGGCCUGCGGUCAGGACAUCACCACUAAGCAGAUGCUGCCGGUGGUCCUGAAGAUGUCCACUGACCAGGUGGCCAACGUACGCUUCAACGUGGCCAAAUCCCUCCAGAAGAUCGGCCCCGUCAUCGACAGCAAUGCCCUUCAGACAGAAGUGAAGCCAGUGCUGGAGAAGCUGGCCACAGACACAGACAUGGAUGUCAAGUACUUUGCCCAGGAGGCCAUCAGUGUUCUGGCCCUGGCAUAACCACCCCACCAUGGCUAACCCAGAGAAACCCCCCCACCCCCCACCCUCCCGAGAAAACAACGCAACAACACUUUUACGAGAUAUUUAUUGAUGUUCAGGAACAACUGGUAAAUGUAUAGAGAAAGCUGUUAACGAUUGUUUUUAUCGUUUUUCUUGAUUUGUCCCUUUGUUUACUGUCCAGUAGUAGUCAUGUCCACCCGUAGCCCGGGCUUCUGUGAGCCGUCCUCUCGCUGUAGACGGGUGCUUUAACAAAGGCAUUUAGUGGUGCAUGCUGACGAAUGUGCUACUGUACUACCAAGACAUCAAACCAGGCGCCCCCCCUCACACAUUCCUCUCUCAAGUCCUCGCCCCGCUUUUGUACUUCCACAUCAGUCGUUGUAGCUUUCAAAAUGUCGCUAUCUAGCUCUCUGUGCUAGCUCUCUGCUGCUGUGCUUCUCUCACAAUGCUAGACUCCAACUUUGAGAAGGAGAUGGUGCAUCAAGCUGUUUAUUUUGCUAAGCUUCCACCCAAGUCAGGCCUUUGAUACUGCUCUCUUUUCGCGGAGACACUGCUGUGGCCCUCUGAAGAAGACAUUUAAAAGUCUGUGGCAGGCCCUCUCCAAACCUGUUGUCUCUUCAACGCUUCACAGGUUCUGUAGAAAGCUCUGACAAAGUAUUAAUGGGUAAUGUGCUUUACUGGAGGAAGUCUGAGGAGCUCAAUGAUAGCAUGUACUUCAAAUGUACGCUCAGACCAGGAAUUACCUGCUGAUGGGGACCAUCCAAGCAAAGUGUUGCUCAUAAUUGUCCCUCAGUGGUUGUUGAUGUACUAGGGUGGGAAGUAGUUGUGAUUUUCUGCAAUAUGUUCUCAGCAUUGCUCUUAAUCUUUGUGCCAAUUACUUUGAUAAACUGGUGUUUUAUUUUAGUUUGUCUGGGUAAACGGUUUUCUCCUGUUCUGUAAAACAACGGUGUUCUUUCUCUGUAAGGGACACUUUAUUACUAGAACGUUAAUGUGGUGGGUAAGCUAAAUUGACUACAGCUGUAAGGGCCGUGGGAUUAACACGUGUCCCUCUUUGUCCUGGAGCCCCCCGUCUCCCUUCCAUCAAUGCCAAGUCCUCCACUCGACCUGCAGUUUAAAAGCAAAGGGUCAGCAAACAUAAAGGGCCACCCAAGGAUUCCUGCUUAGAAACAUCUACACGAUGGAGAACAAGUGCGUGCUUUCAAAGAAAGAGGGAUGGGGGGGCCAUGGAGAAUGUGUACGUAAGGCUGCAUAAUGUUUUAUUAUGGGGUGGGAGCUUGGGUGGAUAUGGGCGGGUUGAAUAAAUGUGUCUUCUGCGCUGAUAAAGAAACGUUUGUUUUUCCCUGAACUACUCCCGCUGUUCCCUUCUCCUCUACCCUCCCCCUGUUCUCGAAUAAAUAAACCUUGAUUGUUGAUUGUCCUGUAUCACGAAGACCAUGCUUUUAUUUUUACUUUAAAUUCUCUCCACAUUGAGAUGCUCUACUACUGUAUCUUGAUCUGAAUAAACUAACAAACAAA